AUGGAUGUUCAGAAUAACGAGCUGUUUUAUUUCGGCAAGAAAGCAAAUCCGAAACGGGGAGAAACCGUUGCACGGGUCCUGGCAGUCAAGGUUCCUCAGAAGGAAUUGGAAAAGAUUAAUUUCCAGAUUUCAACAGCCGCCACCGAGGAAGAGGCUGCAGUAGUACUAGCACCCGUCCAGAAGGCCGCCGAGGUCCAAGCCAUUACCGAACACGAACAAACCGACGAUAGCGCUUUCGACGACCCGCGAUCUUUCGUCUCAUACAACACGCAUUACGCAGACAAAAAAAAGGUUGAUUUUGAAGUUGCGAAAGUGGCUAGGCUUGCGAAAGCCGCUGAAGCUAGGCGGAGCAUGAUGACUGCGAAGACGAAUAGCAAGCAAAAGGGCAAGGAGAACAUCAAUGAAUUCAAGAAGAACAAGAAGAACAAGGCCAAAAAGUCAGAUGCUGCUUAA
Molecule: messenger RNA, 453 nt
Organism: Parastagonospora nodorum SN15
Lineage: Eukaryota; Fungi; Ascomycota; Dothideomycetes; Pleosporales; Phaeosphaeriaceae
Exons: 1
Coding region: 1-453 (150 amino acids)
Source: RefSeq, a predicted model, not a curated record